This is a messenger RNA of Anisakis simplex (herring worm), 411 nucleotides long. The record is from the annotation of a GenBank genome assembly. Lineage: Eukaryota; Metazoa; Nematoda; Chromadorea; Rhabditida; Anisakidae.
AUGAAAUUGAUUUAUUCACAGUUGGUGGUGGGAAUAGGCAGUUGGGAGUUGUUAGUUGUGGAAAUGGGUGGGGGUGUGGAUGGAAUGGCUUGGGNGGCUUGGUGGCUGGAAGAGACUUACCGAGGGCCCGAAGGCAUCGAGAAUCGACGAGCGUACGUGGUCUGUAACGUUGAGCAUCCGAACGUGGACAAUUGGCUGAGGACGCCGAGGAUCGAUAGGAAUGGGGCGAAUAGGAUGCAUGUGGAGUGUUUGACGCGAGCGUGCACGCGCACGCGUGUUCAGGCAAAUUCAGGCAAGUGUGAGCACGCACGCACGCGAGUGUGGGCGGGCGAGUGGGCGGCUGCGAGCGUGCGGCGUGCGUGCGCUGCUAAAGUAAAGAAGAAGUGCCUUUACUAUUAUAAUUGUUGUUAA